Xiphias gladius (swordfish) is the source of this 2301-nucleotide messenger RNA. RefSeq names its product UNC93-like protein MFSD11. Lineage: Eukaryota; Metazoa; Chordata; Actinopteri; Istiophoriformes; Xiphiidae. The record is from RefSeq and is a predicted model, not a curated record. The transcript is spliced from 13 exons. The coding region runs from base 326 to 1666 and encodes 446 amino acids.
AAGUCACAAGUUGUCAUGCGUACGUUGGUAUGAUAGGAGGGAAGUGUCCUCAUAUCAGCUGUCUUCUACCUGUGUCCCUUGCUCCCCGCUACUCUUCCUCUCCCCCCUGCGGUUCGCGCACUAAACUGUAACUAAAGCCGUCGGCGAAGUCAACUUUACUGGCGCGACUUCGUUCCAAAUGGAGUCGCCCGAGUCCUCGGCGAGUCCGUGCGGGAGUCUGUCGCCGGAGCUGUAGCUCGUGCGAGUCGACAGCGCAACGCAACACUGCCGGUGGCGAUAAACGUAAAAAAAUGCGUCGCCAGGACGACUGAGGAAAAAAAAAGCCAUGGCAGACCGCAGGACUUUCAACGUUGUGAUUUUGGGUGUGGGGUUUUUGUUCAUUUUCACCGCCUUCACCACUUGUGGGAACAUCGAACAAACUGUGGUGAAAAGCCUGGAGAACGCUACUUUCACUGGAAGUGGGUACCACAGUCUCGGAAUCAUCUAUGGCGUCUUUUCGUUCUCAAAUCUACUUGCACCAACGGUGGUUACAGUAAUUGGACCAAAAAUCACCAUGUUUUUAAGUGGCCUGCUUUACAGUGGGUACAUUGCUGUGUUCAUCAUCCCGUCAGUAUGGUCCUUUUACUUGACCUCUGUGCUCAUCGGCAUAGGAGCGGCCAUGCUGUGGACAGCUCAAGGACACUUUCUGGUGGAGAACUCAGAGGCCUCCACUAUCAACAGGAACACUGGGAUGUUCUGGGCUCUCUUACAGUGCAGCAUGUUGUUUGGCAAUCUUUACAUUUAUUUUAACUGGAACGGAAGAACAGAGAUAUCAGACAGCAGCAGGAAAAACAUCUUUCUGUCCCUGUUGGUCGCCUCCAUACUUGGUACACUCAUCUUCCUGGUGUUGAGAAAGAGCCAUCACGAAGAGGAGAUGCUCUCUGACGAGGAAGGGCGGUCGCUGCUCUCAACUCGCAUGAUGUACAAGCACAGAGCAAGCACUGCCAUGCAAGAUGCCAAGUCAGAAUUAAAAACUAUCCUGCAACUUCUGAAGACUAAAACUAUACUGCUCCUGAGUCCCUGCAUGGCAUACAGUGGCCUCGAGCUAUCUUUCUACAGUGGAGUGUAUGGGACAUGUAUUGGAGCCACUACACAUUUUGGACAAGCUGCUAAAGGCUUGAUUGGGAUCUCUGGGAUCAUGGUAGGCAUUGGAGAAAUAGUGGGUGGGGGCUUGUUCGGAUUGUUGUGUAGGAACAACCGCUUCAGACGGACCUCUGUGGUGUUUCUGGGAAUGGUUGUCCACUUCGUUGCUUUCUAUUUAAUAUUCCUCAACAUCCCAGAUGAUGCCCCCGUCGUCUUUCAGACCACCACCCAAAAGAACCCGUAUUUAACUCCAAGUGUAUCUAUUGCCCUGCUGUGCAGUUUCUUGCUUGGACUUGGGGACAGCUGUUUCAACACACAGCUCUACAGCAUCUUGGGCUGUAUUUAUGCUGAACACAGCACGCCUGCUUUUGCCAUCUUCAAAUUCAUCCAGUCUGUUUUUGCAGCGUUGGCGUUCUUCUACAGCGGUUACUUCCUGUUGAUGUGGCAGCUCCUGCUGAUGGUCAUCCUGGGCUUCACUGGAGCACUCUGCUUCUUCCUGGUGGAGAGGAUGGAAAACCUCUCUGUAGAUUUGCAGGAAUAUUAGAAAAAAAACAAUCUUGCAUCUUUUAUUUCGUGAGGGGUUAUUUUAUAAUCUCUUUUUAUUUUAAUGCACUGAAGGUUGCAAACAUUUGGAUAACAUUCACACUUAAAAUAGUUUGAACUGAUUCCACAACUGAAACCAAGUUGCCUUGAGAAAACCUUUGAAUAGUAUUGCAUGGCUAUCAGUCAGCCUGGAUUGUACCUUGCACAUUCUCUGUUUUAAUUCCCGACGCUACACGAUAUGAUCGUUAAUCAUUUACCCUAUUUUCUACUGCACUUGAUCUUAGUGUAGGAUUGUAAAAAUAACCACUUAUCUCGUACGUAAUCUGCAUUACUUCCAGCUCAGGUUUGUUAAUAAAGACAGUGUCACUGUUGAAAAUAUUUUAUGUAUCUAAAAGUGUUCUUUUAUAACUUUUAAAGCUGUCAGAAUGACUGACAGAAUGACAGUUUAGUAAAAAAAAAUAGAUGAAAAUAAUGCAAUAUUGUUACUGUCAGUCUUUCAGAAAAAAAUGUUAACUAAUUAAUGCCUGACAAUCAUUGUUCUUAACUUUUUUGUAAAAUUCUCACACUAAUGUCAUUGUCUUCUCCCAGUUUUGUUAAUCUUUGAUGAAUAAAGCUCUAUGCAUUUUGCAUUUUUAA